Molecule: messenger RNA, 507 nt
Organism: Eruca vesicaria subsp. sativa (arugula)
Lineage: Eukaryota; Viridiplantae; Streptophyta; Magnoliopsida; Brassicales; Brassicaceae
Source: the annotation of a GenBank genome assembly
AUGACACAUUGUUCACGAAUCCUCUGUUCUCAGUCCCCUCUAAUCGGAAGUCGAACAGUCAUCACUUCGUCGUCUUGGUCUCUCUCCUCCUCCUCGAAGCUUCUCUUCCGUCAGAUCUUCGAGGAAGAAUCUUCCACUUACACUUACCUUCUCGCCCACGUUUCACAUCUGUUCUGGAGAGUGUUUUGCUUUCACAAAAGAUGGUAUAUUUCGAUAUGGUUAUUGAGGAUUUUUGUGUGGUUGAUCAUAUUUAUGUUCUCUUAUUACAAGCAGCUGAUUGGUCCUGUGGACAAGACCGUUUAUGAGCUAAGCUUGAAACUUAUUUAUGCGAUAAACAGAAAUGUCCAUGCUAAUCAUGUCACUGGAACCGUUUACUUGAUUCAAGAACUCAACGUGUUACUCAUUGUCUGCUCAAAUCUGAAUCUUGUGUAUCCAAAGGUUAUUGAUGAUGCAGUGCCAGCAAACAUGGUAUGUGGAUUACAAAAUUUUCCUCAAGCCAACUUAUAA